This is a messenger RNA of Neohortaea acidophila, 1857 nucleotides long. Its product is annotated as DNA polymerase beta-like protein. Lineage: Eukaryota; Fungi; Ascomycota; Dothideomycetes; Mycosphaerellales; Teratosphaeriaceae. Gene Ontology annotation, biological process: double-strand break repair via nonhomologous end joining. Bases 1 to 1857 code for a protein of 618 amino acids. The transcript has a single exon. The record is from RefSeq and is a predicted model, not a curated record. Gene Ontology annotation, molecular function: DNA binding; DNA-directed DNA polymerase activity. Gene Ontology annotation, cellular component: nucleus.
AUGAGUCGUGCAGACUCCUCCGACACAGCAAAAGGCCCUCCGCCUCUUGUUACCACCUCUUCGUCGGCAGUCACAAAGAAGGCCGUCGGCAAAAGGAAGCGAGACAGCGAGAUCAGACUGGUCCCAGACGAUCAGCGUAUAUUCAAAAGUCAACGCUUCUAUUUCUUCCCCAAUAGCGACAAGCACCCAGCACGCAAACUGAGAAUUGCCAAAGCCAUCGAGUUUGGAGCGACCUGGGAGUCGGAAUUCAACGAGAGCGUAACGCAUAUCGUGGCAGACAAGAGCAUGGACUACGGCCUUCUGCUGAAGUACUUGAAAAAGGACGCUCUACCACCACACAUUGCCCUCGUUUCCGAGAACUACCCUGCCGAAUGCAUCACGUUCUGCAGACUGCUAGAUCCUCGUCAACCGCAAUUCAAAGUCCGAGGCUACGACCUUUCUGCCGCUGCACCACCCAUAUCAUCAGCCUCUUCAGAUCGCUCGUUAAAGUUGAAGCCCGCUCCUGAUUCCGUGCGGGCUCGUCAGCCGGAAACGCCUGUGCAAGAUGAUCGUGUACCAGAGUCGCCUCCCACUGUGUCUACUGAAGAUGGUGAGGGCGAGGAGGAUCGAAACCCCAGUGCGCCGCCGAUCGAAAGUACCGCAGAGUUCGAUGCAGCAUUGAAACAAGCUCGAGAUCUGCGGCACGUUCCUUUAGACAUGGAAGAGGAUUCGGGCAGCAGGCCGACGAGCUCUGACGGCCCAGCGACGGACGAUGAAAGACCACCAGCAGGAUCCGAGCUCGACCGACGGAAAAAAGGCAAAGCCCAGAACUAUCAAGCCAAAUUCCAAUGCAUGCACAAGCACACCGGCUCCGACGAAAACCCCAAUGUUGGCACCAUUGCCAUUCUGCAGCAAAUGGCGGAAUACUACAAUCAAGUUGGAGACGAGUGGCGCACGAGAGCAUAUCGCAAGGCCAUAUCGACCCUACGAAACCAUCCGACCAAAGUCUGGACACGAGAGGAGGCCUUGGCCCUACCUCAGAUCGGCGGAAGACUCGCCUCCAAGAUCGAAGAGAUUGCCUACACCAAUCGCCUGCGACGCCUGGACAACGCCAAAGCCGAGCCGCAAGACCAAGUGCUGCAGACCUUUAUGCAGGUGUAUGGCGCUGGAUUCGCGCAGGCGAGCAAAUGGGUCAACGCCGGCUACACCACCCUCGACGAGCUGGUGGAGAAAGCGGAAUUAACGCCCAACCAGCGCAUUGGGAUCGACCAUUACGCAGACUUCAACUCGCGCAUCCCGCGCGCCGAAGUCGAACAGCACGGGAAUGCGGUGCGCAAAGCCUUGCACAAGAUCGAUCCCGCUUUCGACGUAAUUGUCGGCGGCUCAUAUCGACGAGGCGCGAAAGAUUCGGGCGACAUUGACUGCAUCAUCACCCGGCCGAACACGGACUUGCCGCACAUCAGACAAGUAGUCCUGGACCAACUGGUUCCCAAGCUGUUCGCAAAGAGAUUCCUCAUGGCCGAGCUGGCAGCGACGUCGCGCGACGACGGCAGCAAAUGGCACGGCGCUUCGUGCAUCGCUGGCAGCAGCAGCAGCACCGGCAUCUGGCGGCGCAUCGAUCUGCUCCUCGUCCCCUCGGACGAACUAGGCGCGGCACUGAUCUACUUCACCGGCAAUGACAUCUUCAACCGUUCGCUGCGACUACUGGCCAGCACAAAGGGCAUGCGCCUCAAUCAGCGCGGGCUGUACAAGGAUGUCAUCCGCGGCAAGGGGCGGGAGAAGCUGAGCGAGGGGACGUUGGUGGAGGGCAGGGACGAGAAGCGGAUUUUCGAGGUGUUGGGGGUGCCUUGGAGGCCUCCGGAGCAUAGGAUUUGUUAG